AUGCGGGCAGCCGUUGCUAUUAUAGCUUUGCAGACUGCCUUCCAAGCAGCACUUGGAGCACCUCAGUAUGCUGGCAAGUCUGAAGAACACAUAGCUGUGUUGGAUGACGCAUUACACGGUCGUCAAUAUCCGAGAGCCUACACGAACAGCCAACUCACUGUUGACGAGCCCUCUGAGAUCUUUUAUGAGGGCAAGGAUGGCACCGCUCAGGCACCGCCAGCUCCAUUGAAUCAAAAUGCGGUGGAGUAUGUCAACAUACCAGACGAUGCUACCAAAAAUGAUGGAGGCUCCUCUCAGUCACCCAACCAGAAUGGCGUAUCCAAACCUGAUGGGCUAGUUGGAAUUGCAAAUGGAGGCGGCUCAUCAGGAGUAGGAGCAGCUGUAGGAACAGGACUGGGAAUAGGAGCGGGAGUAGGACUUGGAACCCUGGGUAAGGUAGGCUCAGGAAUCGUGUCAGGCACUGGAUCAGGGCUGGGAUCGGGGAUCGGAUCGGGAGGCGGAGCACCUAACACUGGAAACACUGGAAACACUGGUGUGAAUUCCGCAAACACCGCAGGCCUUGCGGGAGCUGGAACCGCUGCUACUAAGCCCACGAUAUUUGAGGGCGAUGUGAGUGAGGUUCCUCCGCCCAAGGAACCCGAGACGCAACUCAUCAACUUGGAUGAGGAAGCCCCCGGUAGCUCCGGCGAAGGUACUCCCAAGGCUGAAGGUGAAGUAUCACCUGUAGAAGGUGAGAUUAGCCAGGAAAGCUCUCAAGCCCUUGACAGGUGUUUUAGUGGGUCAUCUGCGAAGCGCAGCCCUCCCACUUGGGCUAAAGAGGCAUUCCGUGAGGCUAGAGAUUAUGCUAAGUCAGGAAAGACCGCUCCUGGAUCCAACUACCCACAUGAAUACAAGAACUUUGAGAAGACCUUCAGGAAAGGAGGAAGGUUAAUGGAGUACCCUAUUGACCCAAAAAACCAAGGCUACAGCGGUGGAAAUCCAGGGAAGUCUCGUCUUAUCAUUCGUGAAGGUGCCAAAGGUAAUUGGGAAUUUGAGGGGGUAGUCGAGCAUCAAGAUGAUGGCACAUUCAAGAAGGUUUGCUAA
Molecule: messenger RNA, 1083 nt
Organism: Aspergillus alliaceus
Lineage: Eukaryota; Fungi; Ascomycota; Eurotiomycetes; Eurotiales; Aspergillaceae
Exons: 3
Coding region: 1-1083 (360 amino acids)
Molecular function (GO): RNA nuclease activity; RNA binding
Source: RefSeq, a predicted model, not a curated record